AUGGUCUACGGAAAAACUUGUCAUCUCCCGGUAGAGUUGGAACACAGAGCACUUUGGGCUCUUAAAUUUCUGAAUUUUGAUGCCACUCUAGCCGCCCACAAAAGAAAAGACCAACUCCAUGAAUUGGAAGAACUAAGAGACCAUGCGUAUCACUCCAACAAGCUCUACAAGGACAAAGCUAAGGCUUACCAUGAUAAGAAGGUCCGCUGCAAAAGUUUUCAUGAGGGACAGAUGGUGUUGCUAUUCAAUUCGCGACUUCGGUUGUUUCCCGGUAAACUUAAGUCAAAAUGGUCUGGACCAUUUGUGGUGAAGGAAGUGAGGGACUAUGGAGCCAUUGUGAUCGAGGAUCCCAAAUCUAAAGAAAGCUGGACGGUUAAUGGUCAACGACUUAAGCUUAUCAUGGUGGAGAAGUGGUACGCGAAGCUAGUGCCAUUUUACUUAAUGAUCCGUGAGAGAUCAUCGAACCGUCGAGCUCUAACGACGUUAAAUAAAGCGCUUGUUGGGAGGCAACCCAACGUCGUAAGUGGACUUUGUUAG
Molecule: messenger RNA, 537 nt
Organism: Vicia villosa (hairy vetch)
Lineage: Eukaryota; Viridiplantae; Streptophyta; Magnoliopsida; Fabales; Fabaceae
Exons: 1
Coding region: 1-537 (178 amino acids)
Source: RefSeq, a predicted model, not a curated record